AUGCUACCUCAGGAAGAGCUUUAUUUGCCUCCACUACACAUCAAAGUAAGAGAUCAUCGACGCUUUGGCCGUAAACCCAUUGUAGGAACCCAUGUUGUAAGGAGUCUUCAUUCCUUCCUUUAUGAUGCAGUUUAUUAUAAUGAUGAAGAGAUUAGAAGUGAUGGAGGUCCACCUGAGACAGCUGUGGACAUCCUGGAGGAUGACAGAGGAAUAGGACAAGAUAAUCAUGCAGAAGAAGAUGAAACAAUUGACUGGUGGGCUAAAUACUAUGCUUCAAUUGGGGAACUGAACAAAGCUGGAAAUUACCUAGAAAAAGGAUAUGAUACCAUAGAGGUGUUUCCAGUAGAACUGGAGAAAAUUGAUCCAUUUAAGGGUUUUAAGGAUUUUUUAAAUACCUUUCCUUUAAAACGUGGAAAGUCUAAAGAUCUGGAAGAAUCUGAAAUAGUAGGAGAGUUUAAGGGAACUAUAAGGGUUUAUCCCCUUCCACAUGACCCCAAAGCCACUCAUCCAAAAUGCAUGUUGAAAGGGAUACCAAAAUCCACAGUAGAAGAAAUAACUGUGAGAGUGUAUGUCAUAAGAGCACUGGAUGUCACACCUAUGGACCCAAAUGGAUUGGCUGAUCCAUACAUAUCUAUAGCUUUAGGAAGGAGGAGUGAAGAUAAUCAUGAAAAUUAUAAACCCAAUACUGUCAGUCCAGUUUUUGGAGAGGUGUUUGAACUUUAUGGAACACUCCCAAUAGAUAAGGACCUGACUGUGUCUGUUUUGGAUUAUGACCUGAUCAGUGGAGAUGAUAUGAUUGGUCAGACAGUAAUAGACUUAGAAAACCGUUAUCUUACAAAGUAUCAUGCUACUUGUGGACUUCCCAAAACUUACCAAAUUUCUGGCCCCUGUAAAUGGAGAGAUUGUAAAACACCACGUCAAAUCCUUUGGGACACAUGUGAAGUUCAUAACCUCCCAAGGCCUCGAUUCACUGACACAGAAACAAUGUACAUAGGAGAUACUAUUUACAAAAUAUCUGACUUUGAGAGAGAUAUACCAACCAACAUACACUUGGGUCCACCUGACCAACGAUUAGCACUUUAUGUCUUGCAUUUGAUGGAAUUGGUUCCAGAACACGUAGAAACACGGUCUUUAUACAAUCCUCUCACUCCAGGAUUAGAACAAGUAUGCAUUGCUUUGUAUAGAAAUUUGUCUAUGAGACCUAAAUUU
Limulus polyphemus (Atlantic horseshoe crab) is the source of this 1209-nucleotide messenger RNA. RefSeq names its product dysferlin-like. Gene Ontology annotation, biological process: plasma membrane organization. The record is from RefSeq and is a predicted model, not a curated record. NCBI's taxonomy places the organism in Eukaryota, Metazoa, Arthropoda, Merostomata, Xiphosura, Limulidae. The transcript is spliced from 9 exons. The annotation marks the transcript as partial.